Messenger RNA from Caenorhabditis elegans, 2106 nucleotides. It is a transcript of the gene cye-1, whose product is annotated as G1/S-specific cyclin-E. Gene Ontology annotation, biological process: mitotic cell cycle. Bases 16 to 1590 code for a protein of 524 amino acids. Gene Ontology annotation, cellular component: centriole; nucleus. The transcript has 8 exons. NCBI's taxonomy places the organism in Eukaryota, Metazoa, Nematoda, Chromadorea, Rhabditida, Rhabditidae. The record is from RefSeq and is marked reviewed.
GGAAAUUUGAUCAAAAUGGCUGGAAGAAAGUCAUCAAGGACGGCUGAACGUGUCCCCACUACACAAAAGCCAGAAAGAAAAUCUGCUAUUUUAUCUCCACAUGACGAACUGCGUGAACGUCUUCUGGAGACUGCAAUUGAUAUGAAGGAAAAUAUUCCACAACGAAAUACCCGAAAUUCGAGCGUUGGAAGUCAGAAAUCAGAUUGUUCUGAGACAAGAAAACGACGAAGUACUAAGGAAGGUCCAGCUGCAAAACGUCAUUCGGGCGAGAAGCAUCGAAAUGGUAGCCGCGAAGAUUCUUUGGAGUAUAUUAGUGAAUAUUCAGAUGAUCGUGAAGUUGGAUCUUCAUCAUCACAAUCAUCAAGAACCCGUGGACAACCACUUCCAGCUAUGCCUGAGGAAGAAGAAGUGUUUGAUAAAUCAUCUUCAUCUGAUAAUCUUGCCGAAUCUGAAGAAAGUCAUGAGAUGGUCCGAUUGGAAGAGAGACAGGAUAUUGAAGAAGAAAUUGAGGAUGAUUUUGAUGAUGAAGAGGAGGAUGUUGUUAACGAUAAAGAGGAGUACGAAGAAAUUGAAUCUGAAGAUGAAGAUGAUUAUCCUGUCCAAAACGAAGGAUUUGCCGUUACAAAACGGCUCAUGAACGACGAACAUAUGGUUACGGCUCCAACGUUUCUCAGCACAGCAAAAUGCGAUGGAAUAGGAUCACCAACAAAAGUUUGGUCUCUUAUGGUCAAACGAGACGAAAUUCCACGUGCUACACGAUUCUUGCUUGGAAAUCAUCCGGAUAUGGAUGAUGAAAAGCGACGUAUUUUAAUUGAUUGGAUGAUGGAAGUGUGUGAAUCAGAAAAAUUGCACCGAGAAACAUUUCAUUUGGCUGUUGAUUAUGUUGAUAGAUAUUUAGAGUCAUCAAAUGUUGAAUGUUCAACGGAUAAUUUUCAAUUGGUCGGGACGGCUGCUCUAUUUAUAGCUGCUAAAUACGAGGAAAUUUAUCCACCUAAGUGCAUCGAUUUUGCUCAUCUCACCGAUAGUGCAUUCACCUGUGAUAAUAUUCGAACUAUGGAAGUUCUUAUCGUCAAGUAUAUUGGGUGGAGUCUUGGGCCAAUCACAAGUAUUCAAUGGCUCUCAACAUAUCUUCAAUUACUCGGAACCGGCAAAAAGAACAAGUCUGAUCACUACGAAGAGCAAAACAUGUACGUGCCAGAAUUACUCCGUUCAGAAUAUCUUGAAAUGUGUAAAAUUCUCGAUUUUCUGCUAUUUGAGAUCGACUCAUUUACUUUCUCCUAUCGUACCAUCGCUGCUGCUGUUCUUUUUGUCAACUAUGAGCCAACUUGUGCUGUUGAGAAGGCUACCGGAUUUAUGCAGGCUCAACUUGAAAAAGUUAUUGAAUAUGUUGAACCGGUGUGCCGGGCGUUCGCCAAACAACGACAACUUCUUGACGAUGUUAUUCCAAAACAUGAAUCAAUAAAAUCGGAUGAUUCACACAAUAUUCAAGUAUACGUUAAAAGGAGUUCAAUGGAACCUAUUGUGAAAAGCGAACGAGAGAGGAUUCAGCAUUUAAAAGCUCGCCGUCUUCAUCCGCAACGACUUUUCUAAAAUAACCCGCAAUAGGAUUCUUUUAUCAUCGAAAUUUCUGUAGAUUACUUACUUCAAAUAAUCAUGCACACAGGUUGUCCCCGUUAAUUCUUUCCUUCAAUCUCUUUCUCUCUUUCACCUAGUCUGUGCCAUUUCAAUAUGAUUGCACCCCGGAAAAUAUCAAAAACUUCACUUAACAAGUGAUCCCAUAUUACAAAAAUAUUCAAAUUCCGAAAAUCGAAAGAUGCAUUUCCGUUUUAUUUUACCGAAUUUUGAUGUUUUUGUAAUGUGUUUAAACCCCUUUUACAAUUAACUUAUUAAUGUUUUGUUUUACUCAUCUCACUUCCCCUUCUUACUUUGUGCUUAUUUUAUGUUUUAGGUUUUUUUAUUGUAUCAUAAAACUGGAAAUUUUGAAAUAGGCUUCUUUCUCCCUAAACUUUUUUAACAGGUACUGUAACUGGUACAUAUCCUCUGCCCCACCCCGCUCCCAACUCGUCUUUGUCUGUUUGUUUAUACGAAAUACAAUUUUUAACGAGU